CCAGGCUGAUGUCAGUUACCACCAUGACAGGUUAUAGGAAGGACGUAGUGCUGUUGUGUGUUGUGGUGUUUGUGUAUGGUUCACUUCCUAACACUUGUGCUGCUAUCUUCUCCUCUAGAGGUGUCGAGGGCAGCGACACCAAUGAGAUAGAAGCCAUCAACUUCCUGCGUGAGUAUGACAAAGAGGCAUCUACCAUGUGCACCCGCUUCAUGGAGGCCAGCUGGGACUUCAACACUAACGUCACGGAAACCAACAGGCGUAAAAUGCUUUUGCGGCAGAUGGAGUGGUCUGAGUUCCACCGCAACAAGUGGAAGCAAGCCACCACCUUCGCCUGGAAGAACUUCACUAAUCCUCUCGUCAGGAGAAUGUUCUCCUUCGUCACAGUUCUGGGGAAGGCUGCUCUUCCCAAGGAGAAGCUGCAAGAGCUGUCGGAGCUGGUGCAGGACAUGAAGACCACAUAUUCCACGGCCAAAAUCUGCAAGUACGACUCCACGCAACGCCGACUCCCCAACGGCGACUACGACUACUACGCCGACUUCGAUGCUGAGGACAACGAAAUCGGCUGCGUCCCCACACUCAGCCUGGAGCCCGAAGUGACGCAGAUCAUGGCGAGGUCGCGGGACCCUGAGGAACUGCGCUAUGUGUGGCGGGCAUGGCGGGAGGCUGCGGGCAAGCCGCUCAGACACAAGUACAUCCGCUUCGUCCAGCUGGCCAAUGAGGCCGCCAGGCUCAAUGGGUUCGAGGACGCCGGGGCAUAUUGGAGGAGUGACUACGAGACAGACGACUUACACAAAGAAUUGCAGGAGCUUUGGGAUGUGCUGCGGCCGCUGUACGAGCACCUGCACGCCUACGUCAGGAAGAAACUGCGGGAAAAGUAUGGAGAGAAGGUGGUGCCCCGCUCUGGACCCAUCCCAGCCCACCUUCUAGGGAACAUGUGGGCUCAAACGUGGACCCACACCCAGGACUUGACCAUUCCAUACCCUGGUCGCACCUCUGUAGACGUAACCGCUUCCCUCCUGCGCCAAGGCUACAUGCCCCUCCACAUGUUCCGUCUGGCCGAGGAAUUCUUCACGUCGCUGGGGCUCGACCCCAUGCCCUUGGGUUUCUGGCAGAAAUCGCUCAUCGUCAAACCUACCGACAGGGAGGUGGUGUGCCACGCCUCAGCCUGGGACUUCUGUAAUGGCAUCGACUACAGGAUCAAGCAGUGUACUCGAGUGACGACAGAAGACCUCAUUACCAUUCACCACGAGAUGGGUCACAUUCAGUACGACAUUCAGUACCGCAACCAACCUUUCAUCUUCAGAGAUGGCGCUAAUCCCGGAUUCCACGAAGCAGUGGGGGAUGUACUAGCAUUGUCUGCCUCCACCCCCCACCACCUCCAGUCCAUCGGUCUGUUGGAGAACGUCGAUGACUCCUACGAGACCGACAUCAACUUCCUCUUUACCAUGGCUCUGGAUAAGAUAGCUUUUCUGCCUUUUGGAUACUUGGUGGAUUUAUGGCGGUGGGAAGUAUUCAGCGGGAAGACUGGAGAGUUAUCCCUCAACCGUCGAUGGUGGGAGCUCCGAUUGUCCCUGCAGGGCGUGUCACCGCCCCUUCCCAGAGAUGAAGAUGACUUCGACCCUGGCGCUAAGUUCCACAUUCCUGCCAACGUUCCUUACAUCAGGUACUUUAUCAGCUUCAUAGUGCAGUUCCAGUUUCACGCUGAGCUGUGCAAGGCCGCGGGACACGUGGGUCCUCUCCACCACUGUGACAUCUACCGCUCCCACAAAGCUGGUACACUCCUCAGGAACGUAUUAUCACUUGGCAAGUCUCGGCCCUGGACGGAGGCGCUGUUGAUUUUGACAAGCGGCAAGACGAGCAAGUUGGAUGUUAAGCCCAUCCUGGAGUAUUUUGCCCCUCUCAUCGCCUGGCUCAAGUCACAGAACCGGGGGGAGUUCGUCGGCUGGAGAGUGAGUGAAGCCAUCGUGCAGCCAGUGAGGACGUCCAACGCCUCGGUGAUCACUGGGGUAAUCCUAGCCAUCGUGGCCGUGGUGUUCUUCGUGGUGGUGAUCGUGGCUGUGGUCAGGAAGAUCAGGGGCACGGGCAAGGCCUUACAUGCAGUGACGCAAGGCAGCUGAGACAGCGCCCGCCCGAACUCUGAGCUCCAGAUUAUUGAGGAAGAUUUGGGAACGAUAUAAUGGAAGGUGAUCUUGUGUAUAUGUAAUCAUUUUAUGAAAAGUUCACCUUCAUCACAAGCACUGGAUAAAACGCGAAUUAUAUAAGUGUUUUCAUGGCCACCUCACCACUACUUCCUAAACAUUAGAUGAAAUGACAUAAAUAUUAAACUACUCUCGUCGCCAUCGCAUAAGAAUUUGUAAUCCAAUCUCAUUUAGUUUGCGAUUCACCAGCUAAUAUGUGUUGGCUUAAAAUGAUCCCAGGAUCCCUUGACUUAUCACAAUAAAAAAUAAAAUGUUGAGAUCCUUUAGGAAUGUCGAUCAUCUUUUCCUAUUGUAGGCAUAAUCAUCUUCAGUGCUGUGAGAUAUGUACAUCCUAUUGAAAAUGUCCUCAGAUUUCGGGUUAAUAUUAAAAGGGUCAUUAGGGCAC
Messenger RNA from Cherax quadricarinatus, 2583 nucleotides. RefSeq names its product angiotensin-converting enzyme. Gene Ontology annotation, cellular component: plasma membrane. Gene Ontology annotation, biological process: proteolysis. The record is from RefSeq and is a predicted model, not a curated record. Gene Ontology annotation, molecular function: metallopeptidase activity; peptidyl-dipeptidase activity. NCBI's taxonomy places the organism in Eukaryota, Metazoa, Arthropoda, Malacostraca, Decapoda, Parastacidae.